Messenger RNA from Spodoptera litura, 745 nucleotides. RefSeq names its product calmodulin, striated muscle. Lineage: Eukaryota; Metazoa; Arthropoda; Insecta; Lepidoptera; Noctuidae. Gene Ontology annotation, molecular function: calcium ion binding. The record is from RefSeq and is a predicted model, not a curated record. Gene Ontology annotation, cellular component: myosin II complex.
AGUUGAGUUUAUUAAUUUUUUUAAUCAUUUUUACAUCAAAAUUACCAAAAUGUCUGUUUUCGAUACUUUAAACCCACUUGCACAAGUAACUCCGCGGUUUACUGAAGAACAGCUUGAAGAUAUGGUGCAAUGGUUUGAUGAAAAUGCAAAACCUUUACUAACAAUAAACGACGCUCCUGAACCAACAAACGUUGUAACUAUCGAACAAUUCGUAUCAUUUUUGGAAUUGAAGAAAUUCCAUAGAAGAAAUUUUAAAUAUCCGACUUAUUUCGAAAUUAUGACUGAAGCCGAAAAAUUGCAUGCUGGAGUCACUAGAAUGUUAACAAAGGAUCAAUUUAUUUACAUGUUGAACAUAUGGGUACAAGAAGCUGAUAUAAGACACGAAUUAGAACUUGCAUUUCAGGUAUUUGAUACAGAAAAGAGACACUAUUUAGAAGUCGACGAAAUCAGAGAAAUAGUGACGGCUUACGGUGAUGAACCAUACACGGAAGCUGAGGCAGUGGAAAUAUUGCGUGACGCCAAUGUUCGUGGGGAUGGACAUGUCUUCUAUUGGGACUUUUUAGAAAGCUUAUUCAAUUUAGCUCCAGAAUUGUACGGAUUAAAGACGGAUUAUUUGUAUGAAGAUCCCGAUGAAGACCCAUCUGUGCCCCCAGAGCCGGUCAUUGAACCUCCACCUCCACCACCACCGCCUCCCCCGCCUCCUCCACCUCCUCCACCAGCAAAAGGAAAAAAAAAGAAAAAAUGA